UUAGAAAUCGUGGCACGUUACCAUAGCAGCGGGCAAACACACUGGCGGGAGAGAAAGCGAUGGCGGCAGAGGAAGAAGCGAGACGAAGAGGGGGAGGAGGGUCACGAUCUUUCGGAUAAUCCGCUCACCGCGCACCUGGUGGUUGUCCGGAUGGAGAACAUUUCGGACAAUCUGAAGCUGCUGGACUACGAGAGAGGGUUUUGUAAGGGACUCAAUUUCAAGCCUAUCCCCAGACACUAUUUCGCAGUGGCCACUAAUCCCGGAGAGCAGUUCCACGUGUUUGCCAACCUUGCCGUAUGGCUCCUGAACCAGUGUGGUAGAAAACUUGCCCAGCCCGAGGAGAGCGACGAUCCUAAUUCAAGCACCGCAGCUAUCAUGGAAGAAGCAAGGAAAUUGAAAUUACACACGGAUUUUCCGCCACACAAACUGAAGACUGGCUGUGGGGAACAGGUGUGUAGUCUCCUACUUGGUCUAACUGAGUGUGCCCUCCACUCACGAAACUUCAAAUGGAGAAAACCAGUUUAUCGAGACGAACAGGUCGAGGAAGAGGUUGUGGAGGGUCAGAGUGCAGAGGUCACUCUCGACCAACUGGAGGAAGAAAUUCAUGAGGACGUGGAGAGUGAGGAGGAAGGAGAUGUGUUCAUGGACCUGUCCAAUAUGAAGGAGACCAGAGAUUUAGAGGUGGAGAUGGGAGGGGCACUGGGAGGAGCUCUGGAGGCAGGGGUUGACGAACAGCAGUGGAGACUGGAAGUGGAGAGAGUGCUUCCUUCACUGAGAGUUCACCUCAGACAGGAUAACCGGGAGUGGAGGGCACACUAUGAUCAGAUGCACAGCCACCAGGAGGCCAUCGAGACCAAGCUGGCCGACACCAAGGUCUACCUGGACAAACUGCAGCAGGAGAUCGGUCGCACUCUGGAGAAGAUUUCCUCUCGAGAGAAAUACGUCAACAACCAGCUCGAAUCCUCCAUUGCCGAGUUCCGCACCUCUCAAGACGGUCUUGCUGAGAUACGUGAGCGAUACAGGAACAGCAGCUCGUCGGUCAAUGACCUAGCACGGGAGCUGGCACAGGUGACAGAGGCGCUGGACAGGGUGAAGGGAGAGAUGGAGGAGAGAGGGAGCAACAUGAUAGAUGCAGGGCCGCUGGUGAGGAUAAAACAGGCCCUCACUAGACUCAAGACGGAGUGUACACAGAUGGACGUCAGAAUUGGAGUGGAAUAUCAACAAUGGAGUGUACAGAGCUGGGUUUGCCACGAAGCAGGAGCCGUACGACGUGGCAGUGAGAGAGUUGUUUGCAGCUCUGGACCGCGUGGAGGCCAUCUUGGCAGGCAAGCGCUACCUCGCAGGAGACCAGCUCACUGAGGCUGACGUACGACUCUACACAACUUUAGUCCGCUUUGACAAGGUCUACGUCGGCACAUUCAAGUGCAACAAGAAGUGUAUUCGAGACUACCCCAAUAUCUGGCCUUAUCUGAGGGACUUGUACCAGACCCCAGGCUUCGGGGAGACCACCAACUUCACACACAUAGAGAACGGCUACCAGGGAAAGUCUCCUGAUCGGAAUCCUCAUGGAAUCGUCGCAAUAGGACCUGAUAUCAACUUCAACGAGCCCCACAAUAGAGCUACAAAAUUCAGCAGCUGAUUGUAUUCCACGGAACAAAUUUUUCUUAGACAGACCAAAAUUUUUUGACAGAACACAGUUCACUGAGAUCAUGCUUAUGGAGAACAUCAUAAUUGUACAUAACUAAUAAUUGUAGGAGCCACCCAUUCUACGGGAGUAAAAUUGGCCUCCACUUUGGGCAGUAGAAGUUUGAUGUUCAUGACUCUGUUGGGGUAUACUCCGCUGGGGUUGAAGUGGUGUUGGAGUAGAAGUUACUCCCCCUACAUACUGCGCUGG
Geodia barretti is the source of this 1894-nucleotide messenger RNA. NCBI's taxonomy places the organism in Eukaryota, Metazoa, Porifera, Demospongiae, Tetractinellida, Geodiidae. The record is from the annotation of a GenBank genome assembly.